Ctenopharyngodon idella (grass carp) is the source of this 4309-nucleotide messenger RNA. RefSeq names its product wingless-type MMTV integration site family, member 5a (gene wnt5a). Bases 583 to 1695 code for a protein of 370 amino acids. The transcript is spliced from 5 exons. Gene Ontology annotation, cellular component: extracellular region. Gene Ontology annotation, molecular function: cytokine activity; frizzled binding. The record is from RefSeq and is a predicted model, not a curated record. Lineage: Eukaryota; Metazoa; Chordata; Actinopteri; Cypriniformes; Xenocyprididae. Gene Ontology annotation, biological process: multicellular organism development; cell fate commitment; neuron differentiation.
CGAAAAACUCCGCAGAUCCUUGUGCAGCUGAUCACAGCGGUGCGGGAGGACACUUCAUCAGACUCUGUCUGAACACAGCACAGAAAUGGACAGCUACUCUCAGCAACAAUUAAAAUGCUUUGACGUAUUUUAUCGUAUACGCGAGAUGGAGAAUACAUAUUUUUAGGCUGCUCGAGGGCACUGAGAAUGAAUCGCGAAGAGUCUCCUGGAAUAACACUGGAGAAAUUACCUGUGUGAUUUUUUUGUAGCAUGCAGACAUUUGGAUUUUUUUUUUUUUUUUUUUUUUGGAUUUCCAGUUUUUAUGGAUCUUGGGAAGAAAGGUAGAAAUAUCCAGACAACCAAGCAAGCAAAAGUCAACUUCAGCAGCACUGGGAGUAUUUAUUAAAAGUCUUUGAGAAACAAUCCCUGGGAUUGCAUUAAAAAAAAAAAAAAAAAAAAAAAAAAAAAAAAAAACAAUCUUCCCUUAUGUUAAUAAUAAUACAGAGCCCAUAACGGAUGUUUUCCUGAGACGGAUAAAACGGGAAGCAAAACACGUUAAUAAACUGAAUUUCCAUCUUGGACAGACAGAAACAUUUUGCCGGAAUGAUGGUCAAGCUGAAGCUGAUGUGCUCAGUCUUGGACACACGACACGCUGUGCUCGCAAUGACCUUCUGUGCCUUCUUUAUGCAUGUUAUUGUGGAAGCUAACUCGUGGUGGUCUCUAGCAAUGAACCCCCUCCUGAUACCAGAAGCAUAUAUCAUAGGAGGUCAGCCGCUGUGCAGUCAACUGGAAGGACUGUCCAAAGGUCAGAGGAAGCUUUGCCAGCUGUACCAAGAUCACAUGCAUUUCAUUGGAGAGGGUGCCAAGACGGGCAUCCAGGAGUGCCAAUACCAGUUUCGCCAGCGCCGCUGGAACUGCAGCACAGUGGACAACUCCUCAGUGUUCGGCAGAGUCAUGCAGAUAGGGAGCAGAGAGACAGCGUUCACAUACGCUAUCAGUGCUGCAGGUGUGGUGAAUGCAGUGAGUCGAGCCUGCAGAGAGGGGGAGCUGUCGAGCUGCGGCUGCAGCAGGGCGGCGAGACCUAAAGAUCUGCCGCGAGACUGGCUGUGGGGCGGCUGCGGUGACAACCUCAAUUAUGGAUACCGCUUCAGCAAAGAGUUUGUGGAUGCCCGCGAACGGGAAAAAACCUUCGCCAAAGGCUCUGUGGAAAGUGCCAGACUGCUGAUGAACCUUCACAACAAUGAGGCGGGACGGAGGAUGGCAUCAGAUCUCGCCCAUGUGUCCUGUAAGUGUCACGGCGUGUCUGGCUCCUGCAGCCUUAAAACAUGCUGGUUGCAACUUGCGGAUUUCCGUAAAGUGGGCGACGCUCUGAAAGAGAAAUAUGACAGCGCCGCUGCCAUGAAGCUGAACAGCCGUGGAAAGCUCAUUCAAGUUCACUCCAAAUUUAACUCUCCUACUAGCCACGACCUGGUGUACAUAGACCCCAGUCCGGAUUACUGCAUAGGGAACAAGACUACUGGCUCUUUAGGAACUCAAGGUCGCCUCUGUAACAAGACGUCUGAAGGCAUGGACGGCUGUGCACUCAUGUGUUGCGGUCGAGGUUACGAUCAAUACAAGGUGCAGAUGGUCGAGCGCUGCCACUGCAAGUUCCACUGGUGCUGUUAUGUCAAAUGCAAGCGAUGUUCGCGCACAGUCGACCAGUUUGUUUGCAAGUAGUAACGUGCAGCGAGUAAUGAGAGCAUGCGAAAGAGGAUGAGAAGGAACAACUAAAUAAAUUAUAUUUAUAGAGCUGAAACCAUUAUGACAAAGACUGUUUGCUUUCUUGCUAUCAAUUUCUAAGUACUAUGUACAAGGCAUAUAAAGAAACUGCACAUAUCAUUAUAUAUUUAUUUUCUCAGAUGGUUCUUUUCUCAUUUUUUUCCUCAUCAUAGGAUUUUAACUGAAAAAAGCUCAAAUACAGAGUCUGGGCAUGAUCCAGAGUUUAUCCAUUCAUUUGGGGGCUUCACAUGAGGAACCAUGAUGCAAAAUAAAAAACUCUUUACCUUGUAAAAAUAACUACCUUAACUCUUUGAUUAAUUGAUUCUAGCUUCAUGCAUCCACUUUUAUCAACACUUGAAUAUGAGUAAGAUUCAUAGUUUUCAUGCAAAAAGCAGAGACAAUCGCGUCUUUGUCAAAGACUUCGUCAAGAUGGGAUGAUCAAAACACAGAUGGAGUAGGUCGAGUCCAUCAACACCCUCAAAGCUUCACAGUUGUUUCUUCUUCAUGGGUUCAACAUUUCAUUCAGUAACAUUAGGCAGUUUUGAUUUAUAUGCUGUUUAAUGUUUGAUGAUCGCGUUAUUUUACAUGUGCGUCAGCAAUGCUUCUAUCAAUUGUUUCUGCUUCUUCUUCGCCUGUGUUUUGAUAUGGAGAAUCUGUACACUUUCAAAAGAUGCAUAAUAGCGCCUCCUACCUAAUAACUGUGAAAAAAUGGAUUUCCGGAAAAUUCAAUCAGUGGCGGGGAAGAUUUGAAGUAUAUUCCUAUGUACACUACCAGUGGACUACACAAAAAUUCACAUACUCAGAACUACUAACAUAUCUGUUUUCUUUAUAAAUCAAUACUUUUUGCCAAUAUAUCAAAAGAUUGUCAGGUGAUCUCAUUUUAUUAGUUGUAUGUUCUUUCACAUCUAUAGUGGAAGAUCAAGUUGAAGUACCACACUGAAAAGGGAAUAUCUACGACGUAUGCAGGUAAAUAUGAAAGUAUCAACACUGACACUGCAGAUGGCUGGUUUAUUAUUGUGUUCGGUCACCUGAAUUGCCUGUGGCACUAAAAGGUGGAGAGAUCUGCUCCAAUUGUAUGGGGAGCACCUGAUGGCUGCUGACGCACUGUCCACACCAUUUAAAGAUGACCUAUAAUGCCCCUUUUACAAGAUGUAAUAUAACUCUCUGGCGUCUCCAGAAUGUGUCUGUGAAAUUUCAGCUCAAAAUACCCCACAGAUCAUUUAUUAUAGCUUGUCAAAUUUGCCCCUAUUUGGGUGUGAGCAAAAACACGUCGUUUUUGUGUGUGUCCCUUUAAAUGCAAAUGAGCUGCUGCUCCCUGCCCCCUUUCCAGAAGAGGGCGGAGCUUUAACAGCUCGCACUUCGGUUGCUCAACAACAACAAAGCUGGAGAAUCUCACGCAGCCAAAAUGAGGAUUGUCAGUAACGGUGUUCAGCCUUACAUUGUUCAAACCGGAGUCGACACUGAUGGAGAGACUCAGGAAGAAGUUACAACUUUUAGAAUGAAACUGGACGUUUCUGAAUGGUUAGUGGAUAAAUUUAUGUAGUUGCUGUGGAGUUGAUUCAACUCAUCCACUAGCAUGUGCCGUCAUGUUAAUCUUUUGUGUUGAAUUGACCCUCGUUUGUGAAGCAGUCCGGCGUAAAAUGACGGCAUGUCAACAACACUCUACUACAACAACUCUUCUCUAAAGCAGCCCAACAUGGCCUCACCCCCUUUGUUGUGUGUUCUCAGGGGCGGGGUUUAUGUAAAUUUUAGGGUUAGUGAUGUCACCAACCCGGGAAGAAGCUCGUUGUAGUCCUUAAACAGCGAUUUCUGUAAAAGAAAAUAUCUCCCUUUGCAUUGAAUGUUGAGUGUCGUAACUUUGCAGAUGUUGUUUAUGAUCAAACAGCAACAUUACACACUAACUAAAGUUAAAAAAGUGAAAUCGUAAUCAACCACCCCUUUAAAGCUGCAGUCCGUAAGUUUUGCCUCUUUGUCUCCAUCUCUGUUUGAAACCUGCAAUUGCAGUUAUUUGCAGAAUUAUCAUUACGUGGGUUGUGCAUCGACAUGAAUCUAAUGUUUGCUGUCAGUCACCGCACCAGUGUGGCUGGUACUUCAGAGUCACAGAUCACAUGUCUGCCACUUUUGUUCUGACCAACUGAGAAAAAAGCAUUACAAUAAAUCACGCUGCCAAUGGUGAUUAAAUCUAAAUCAUGCUUAGCUCGGAUCACGUCAAACCAUGCAAAUUAUUAUUAUUGUUAUACUUUGUUUUUAAAUUGUUAAUGUUAACAACAUUAGCAUUGCGUGACUAUGUGUAUUUAGUGUGUAUUAACGGUUGUAAAUCAGGCUAAGGUAAGGAGAUAUUUUUUGAACAGUGGCUGGUUAUGUACUUGCUCAAAAAUUUAUUUUGGAUCAUUUUUAACCAAAAAAAGUUACAGACUGCAACUUUAAACAAUCAGUGUUUAUUUGUUUAGAUGAAUGGAACAAACUUUACAAACUUAAAAAGUUAUAAAUGAAUGAACUUGCAUUCAUGAAUGCGCUAAUUAAAGCUAUACGCAAGCUAUUCAGCAUCCAUCUAUCCAUGCAGACACUCCAC